UCAAAUCUCCAUUAUGUUUUAUGUGCGGUAAUCAUAUAGACACGAUUCGACUGGCAUUAGCUCCAUCUUAUGUGCACCAUUUGAAUUUUAUUGGUGAACAUUGAUAUUUGCAAACUGAAUUCAUACAAUAUAAUAGUAAUUUAUUUAUACUUUACUUGAUCUGACAAUGAAUUUUAUGUGCAGUGACACAUAGUUGAUAAAUAUUAUUACCGGCAGAUAAAAUAUAAAAGCGCACAAUGAAAAGUUUAUUUUGUCAGAUAUCAAAAUGGCUGCCUGGAGCCGGCUCGAAAAAACGGUCGACCCGUGAUUAUAAAUACAAGAAGUGUAUCUACCGAGGUGGCGAACAUUUUCCCUUGCUUCGUAUGCGCAUCGGAGGCAGAUCGGAUUCCAAUUUCAUUGCUUUAUCCGGCGGAGAUCUGUUGCCGGGAACAUCCUUCGGACUUGUCUGGGAAUCGUCUUCCAGUUUCAACGCAAUGUACAGAUGCCCAAGGCAGCUCCUCACAGCAACAGUGCCACACCUUGAAGUGCAUCAAAAUGUUUCUCGGAUCGGACAACUGCACCGUUCUGAAGGCCGUGCGUAAGUUUUGCUCAAGUUUAGAAAGUUUAUAAAUACAAUGGUUUUGUUAACCGCAUUUCAAUACACAAUCGAUGUUGCUGG
Molecule: messenger RNA, 658 nt
Organism: Armigeres subalbatus
Lineage: Eukaryota; Metazoa; Arthropoda; Insecta; Diptera; Culicidae
Exons: 3
Coding region: 237-581 (114 amino acids)
Source: RefSeq, a predicted model, not a curated record